GUUAGUUAAGGUGUUGCUUUUUCUAAACCCCAAACACACACACACACCAGGCAGAUUGUAUCUUGUAGCUCACAGUCAGUGUGAGUUGGACAAAUGUGCUCUAUGAUUCCCAGUCUCAUGCGUCUGAACUGUAGUGACCACUGUUUGGUGUGUGCAGAGGUGUGUGCCUAUUUGUGUGAGUGUGUGUGUGUGUUGGGGGGUAGUUAAUGAUUAUUUCCCCCCGUCUCUUCUCUUCCCACCCCCAGUUCUUCUCGUUUCCUAUAUGGAUUGACGGAGUCCGCGUCAGAGCGCACGGAGUGGACCCGCCUCCUGGCUGUGGAGCGCUCGGUGCGUUUCUCUUCCCCCUCUGUCCGCUUCAGACCCAUAUUCCACUGGGAGAGAGAGAGGAGAGAGAGCGAGGGAGUGAGUGAGAGUGUGUGUGUGAGAGAGUGAGAGAGAGAGACAGCAGGACCUGGGAGAAGAGCACCGAAAGAAAAAGAGGAGAGGGGAAAAAACGCAGCACCGACACAAAUGGCACUCAUGGCAGGGAUUUUGUUCACGGCCACUUUUCUUAUUUCUGGGAUUUCUACAUCUCUUUCUUCGUCACGGAUAUAUCCCCCAAAUGAAGUCACGUUAUUGGACUCCAGAGCUGUACAGGGGGAGCUGGGAUGGGUCUCCAACCCGACAGAAGGAGGGUGGGAGGAAGUGAGUAUUAUGGAUGAAAAGAACAUCCCCAUUCGGACGUACCAGGUGUGCAAUGUCAUGGAACCCAAUCAAAACAACUGGCUCCGCACUGACUGGAUCCCCAGAGGAGGUGCCCAGCGAGUCUACAUUGAGAUUAAGUUCACUCUCCGAGACUGCAAUAGUCUCCCGGGUGUCAUGGGAACCUGCAAGGAAACCUUCAACCUUUACUACUACGAGUCCAACAACGACAAAGAGCGCUACAUCCGAGAGAACCAGUUCGGCAAGAUCGAUACCAUCGCCGCAGAUGAGAGCUUCACUCAGGUGGACAUUGGCGAUCGUAUCAUGAAGUUGAACACAGAAGUCCGGGAUGUGGGAGCCCUGACCCGCAAGGGUUUCUAUUUGGCUUUCCAGGAUGUUGGGGCGUGCAUUGCACUUGUUUCUGUCAGGGUCUUCUAUAAGAAAUGUCCUUUAGCCGUGCGUAAUUUGGCCCAGUUUCCAGAUACUAUCACUGGAGCUGAUACUUCUUCGCUUGUGGAAGUUCGUGGUUCAUGCGUGGAUAACUCAGAGGAGAAGGAGGUGCCCAAGAUGUACUGCGGGGCAGACGGCGAGUGGUUGGUGCCCAUUGGGAACUGUCUGUGCAACCCUGGAUACGAGGAGCGCAAUUCAGAAUGUCAAGCUUGUAAGAUUGGUUACUACCGUGCUCUGGCCACCGAUGGCGCCUGUUCCAAGUGUCCUCUUCACAGUUACUCUGUCAGAGAAGGCUCCACCUCCUGUGCCUGCGACAAGGGAUACUUCCGCUCCGAAACGGACCCGGCAUCCAUGCCCUGCACCCGCCCUCCGUCGGCGCCUGUGCAUCUCAUCUCCAAUGUGAACGAAACCUCCGUAAACCUGGAGUGGAGCCCACCCCGGAGCUCUGGGGGUCGCCAGGACUUGACAUACAACGUAGUGUGUAAGCGCUGCGGUUCUGACGGCCGGCGCUGUCAACCCUGCGGAAAUGGAAUCCACUUCAGCCCACAGCAGCUGAGCCUGAAGGGAACCAGGGUGUCCAUCAACGAGCUACAGGCCCACACCAACUACACCUUUGAGGUGUGGGCGGUGAAUGGAGUCUCACCUCAGAGCCCAGGGCCUGAGCAGGCCACGUCAGUGACCGUCACCACCAACCAGGCCGCUCCCUCUCCAGUGACUUCCAUCCAGGCCAAGGAUAUCACAAGACACACCAUUUCCCUGGCCUGGCAGCCACCGGAAAAAGCCAACGGGGUCAUUCUGGAGUAUGAGGUCAAGUACUACGAGAAGGACCAGAAUGAAAGAAGCUACCGCAUCAUAAAAACCUCAUCAAGGAGCACCGACAUCAAGGGCCUCACCCCCCUCACCUCCUAUGUUUUCCAUGUGCGGGCUCGCACAGCGGCCGGCUACGGAGAAUUCAGCGGCCCGUUUGAGUUCAUGACCAACUCGGUCCCAGCUCCCAUUAUCGGCGACGGGGCCAACUCCACAGUGUUGCUGGUGUCAGUGGUGGGCAGCGUGGUUCUGCUCAUCAUCCUCAUCAGUGCUUUCGUCAUCAGCCGACGAAGGAGUAAAUACAGCAAAGCCAAGCAGGACUCUGAUGAAGAGAAGCACUUACAUCAAGGAGUGAGAAUAUAUGUUGACCCCUUUACCUAUGAGGACCCCAACCAGGCCGUCCGUGAGUUCGCCAAAGAGAUCGAUGCCUCCUGUAUCAAGAUUGAGAAAGUGAUUGGCAUUGGGGAAUUUGGAGAGGUCUGCAGUGGACGCCUGAAGAUGCCCGGCAAGAGGGAGAUCUGCGUGGCCAUAAAGACUCUGAAGGCUGGCUAUACAGACAAGCAGAGGAGGGACUUCCUGUCCGAGGCCAGCAUCAUGGGCCAGUUCGACCACCCCAACAUCAUUCACCUGGAGGGCGUGGUCACCAAAUGUAAACCGGUGAUGAUUAUCACAGAGUACAUGGAAAAUGGAUCCCUGGAUGCGUUCCUGAGGAAGAACGACGGUCGGUUCACUGUCAUCCAGCUGGUCGGCAUUCUGCGUGGCAUCGCUUCCGGCAUGAAGUACCUGUCAGACAUGAGCUACGUCCACCGUGACCUGGCCGCUCGCAACAUCCUGGUUAACAGCAACCUGGUGUGCAAGGUGUCCGACUUCGGCAUGUCCCGAGUCCUGGAGGACGACCCCGAGGCCGCAUACACUACCAGGGGAGGAAAGAUCCCCAUCCGCUGGACGGCCCCGGAGGCCAUCGCUUAUAGGAAGUUCACCUCGGCCAGUGACGUGUGGAGCUACGGCAUCGUCAUGUGGGAGGUGAUGUCAUACGGCGAGCGGCCAUACUGGGACAUGAGCAACCAAGAUGUGAUCAAGGCCAUUGAUGAGGGCUAUCGACUGCCCCCGCCCAUGGACUGCCCCGUGGCACUCCACCAACUCAUGCUAGACUGCUGGCAGAGAGAGAGGGCCGACCGGCCAAAGUUUGGGCAAAUAGUCAACAUGUUGGACAAACUGAUCCGCAACCCCAACACCCUGAAGAGGACCGGGGGAGAGACCACCGUCAGGCCCACUACCACCCUGCUUGAGCCAGGGAGUCCCGAGGUGUCCGCAGCUGUGGGCACAGUGGAGGACUGGCUGCAGGCCAUCGGCAUGGAGAGAUACUGCGAUAACUUCACGGCCGCCGGCUACACAACUCCAGAGGCCGUGGUCCACAUGACGCAAGAGGACAUGGCACGCAUAGGCAUCUCCUCCGCAGCGCACCAGAACAAGAUCCUGACCAGUGUCCAGGGAAUGCUAUCCCAAAUGCAACAGAUGCAAGGCAGAAUGGUUCCCGUCUGAGAAGAUUAAAACAAAGAAAAAAGGAAGCAAAACGACUUUGUUUCUUAUGAAAAAAAAAACAAAUAACAAAAAAAGAUUAAAUAUUAAAAAAAGAGACAAAUCAACUAUGAAGAAAUAGUUUACCUCAUCCAUGCACUUUAAAUUGGAUCUAAAAGAAAAGAAGACAUUGAUGAAGAAGAGAAAAAGUGUUGCAAAUGGCACCUUUUUUUCAAAAAUCAUACCUUUACCUUGCCCUUUUAGUUGUUUAUGGAGAAUGGGACACUUCUAUCUGCAGCAUUUAUGGAUAGAUGGUGGGGACGGCUGGAAAAGUGCUUCCGAGAGGCCAAUCUGGAGUGCCUUUAAUGGUCUGGAAUGAAAAGUGGAGGAGGGGGAUCGUACCUUUUCUUCCUCCUUUUGCAGAGAGUGUUAUUUCUGGAACUUUCUCUCUGGAAUAAUCCACAGAGCAUUUUUUUUUUUUGAUUUUCUGUGUUUAUUGUACAUGAAUUGUUUCUGUGGGACUCAGAGGCUGCCCCGGCCACCAUUGUUCUCUCUCUCAGCUGGAACUGUUUGAUAUCUUCCAGAAAAAAUGGACAAUCCUAGCCGUCAGAUAUAAACAGUGAAUCUCUGACAGGCUGGGGGUUGGAUUCUUCGGGGGGGGGGCGGGGGGAUCAAGAUGGCUGUGCAGGGAGGGCUUAUUUUAAGGAGCUAUUUGUGUUGCGUUUUUUUGUUUUUUGCUCUGUUCUGGCCUGUUUUUUUUCUCCCAGAUCGCUGUAUUAUGUUGCCCUCAGGACAUUUCUGAGAAUGUCUUUGAUCUUCCAGAGGAGCCUUUCCACUCCCCUGUCUUCCCAAAAAACAAAAACAAAAAAAACACAGUCAAAAAAAAAAAAAAAAAUCCCACCCUGCUACACCUUCGAUAAACACGCAGUUCGGAUUCUCCCAUCCAUCUCCCCAUGUGGAUCGAAGUCCCAUCCCCAUCACUACUGCAGGACCAACCAACUCUUCCACACCACUUUUGACGGACGCCCGUUUGGACCACAUGAGUUGGUUUUAUAAGCGGAAUGUGAGAUGAGAAAUUUGCCAAGACGUUAUCGGACACGGGGGGCAACAGGGAUGCAGAAAGAGUCAUCAGCGUCAGGAAAUAUUCAAAGAAAGAAAAAGAAAACGAUGGAGGAUCAAGCUGCUGCCGUCCAUCACAAACAGGAUCCCGUCCUCGCUCGCUCCCUCGCCGCAACUGGAUUUCUUCCCCGCUAUUCCUUCUUUGUCUUCCUCCUCCUGGCUACCCUUCCACUCCUCACCGACACAGAGAUGACAAAUGUAUACCCCCUCGAGCGUCUGAGACGUCCGCUGUCCCUCAAAACACGUCAACUUGACAAACUCGUCGCCGUCCAUCCGUCCGGCCCCGCGCUGGAAUUUCUCUGAAUGAAUUUAACAGCAUCAAAAAGAGAACAAAGGAAGAAUGUAAAAUAACGGAGGAGCCCCUCUCCAGCUGAUGAUGAUGAUGAUUAUUAUUUUUUUCCUGAAAGUUUGGUUUGAUUUUGUGUGUUGUUUUUUGCUUUUUUUAAUUAUUGUUUCAUUCUGUUUGCAUGUAAAGUAACAAGAGUUUUAUUUGAGCGAAUGCGAUGACGAGUGUGCACGUGGGUGUGUGCGUCUCUGUGAGUGGCAACGUCUUUGAAGUACUAUCAGUAAAUGUGUCUGUUUUCAUGCCACUGUGCAGGAGGAGGAGAUAACAGAGUUGUAUAGUUUUUGAUAUUAAAAAAAAAACACACAAAAAAGACUUUUUUCUUUCUUUUCUUUUUUUUUUUGCUUUUUUGUGUCGUCUAAAAAGAAAAAAAAAAAGGAAAAACAUUGUAAGGUGUGUCGGUCAUGUUGUGCAAACUUUACUCAGCAACAGCAUUUGUUAAAACAACUUUCAUGGAAUCCGACCCAUUCCUGCUCCGGCAGCGACGACGGCUUGUGAAUGGACACAUGGAGACUACAGAGCUGCACGUGACUAACGGUCUCCCCGUGCGUACAAUCGCAUCAAUCUGGACCUCAGACUACUGCGAGCCCGUGACAAGUCGAGGAGGAAACGUUGGCGCUGUCUUCUCCACGUGGAUGUGGGGUGGGAGGGGAGAACAGAUUCUAAAUGACACACCUUUAAAGAAGCAAGUGGCGUGAGGAAUAUGGUGUCUAAGGAGGGAGAACUGUUGAUGUUUUUUUUUGUUUUUUAAUUUUGUUGUUGCUUUUUUUUUUAUUUUUUAUUUUUAAUAUUCAGACCACAACAUACAGUUACAGGUUUAACGAUGAAUAUUUUGCUCAUUUAUCUCUUUAAACUAUACUUAUGUGAAUGUUUUGAACUCGUAAGUGAUGCUUCAUGUAAUAUGAAAGAAACACCUCCAUCCUUAAUACAGCUCUACUGUUUCCUUUUUUUUUCUUUUUUUUUUUUUAGCAGUGUGUUUUCGGAUGUUGGGGUUAUCUGUGGACAAAAGGACCUGUUUGGAAAUAUGCAAGACAUGCUGGGAAAGAGAAUGAAACUAGAAUGUACUGUAAAAUACUUUUUUCCUUUACUUAAAUGUCAGAUGAUUUAAAAAGAAAAAAAACAACAAAAAAAAAAUCAACAACAAAAAGCAAGAGUUAAUGUUUGUCAUUGUAUGCCUUCCGAUGCCAUAUGAUCUAGCCAUGUAGAUCUAACAUUCUCUCAAUCUUUUUUUGUACUUGUUUUUUUUGGGCCGGGGGGGGGCAUGGUCAUGAUUUUUUCAGUUUUUUUUCUUUUGCUUUGUUUUUGUUUUGGUCAAUGAACUCUAGGUACAUGUAACUUAUGUCAUUUAUUUAUGUCCUUUUAUAUCUAGUUUGUAAAAUAAUAGCCUAAAGUGAAGAAAAAUAAUGGGGUGCCAAAGUGCAUUCUUAUUAAAGUAGAAAGUACAUGAUGA
Molecule: messenger RNA, 6368 nt
Organism: Haplochromis burtoni (Burton's mouthbrooder)
Lineage: Eukaryota; Metazoa; Chordata; Actinopteri; Cichliformes; Cichlidae
Gene: epha4l
Product: eph receptor A4, like
Exons: 18
Coding region: 511-3480 (989 amino acids)
Biological process (GO): cell surface receptor protein tyrosine kinase signaling pathway; negative regulation of axon extension; protein phosphorylation
Cellular component (GO): neuron projection; plasma membrane
Molecular function (GO): protein binding; ATP binding; transmembrane-ephrin receptor activity
Source: RefSeq, a predicted model, not a curated record